AAGCCUUGGGACCUCUUUUAUAUACGGUCUAUGCUUGGGACGUAAACAACUAGCUGCACCCGUGUAAUGUUUUAAUCUAGUUAUCUCAACACGAUACCUUCCGGUGUUCAUUUCACUACCACAAGUCUCUGUUGCUCGUUAUACGGUCCAAGGGAAGGUAGUUUUUACGUUUGAUCUAAAACUGAGCGUUAAUUAGGUCAGCCAUGAGAUUCUACUCUCCUCUCCUGUUCUGCCUUGCAGCAGUCAUGUCCUCCACUGCUGUCUUUUCAUAUUCCCAUAUGUGGACCAAGUUGGUGCUGACUCAUCACUGGCCCAUCACUUUCUGUUCUAUGGAGCACUGUCAUCCCAACAUUAGCUACUGGACGCUACAUGGACUCUGGCCAGAUCAGGGGAUCAACUGCAAUAAAUCAUGGCAUUUUAACUCUUCCCAAAUAAAGGACCUGCUUCCAGACAUGGAGAAGAGUUGGCCUGACCUGCUUAACCCUUCAUCUGCUGAAUUUUGGAAAUAUGAGUGGCAAAAACAUGGGACAUGUGCAGCCAAAGCAGAUUCACUGAACAGUCAACAUAAGUACUUCAGUAAGGCACUGGAAUUAUACCAUAAACUGGAUCUGAGCAGCGUCUUGAGGAAGUUUGACAUUAUCCCAUCUGAAAAAUACUACACUUUUUCUCAGAUUGAAGGAGUGAUAGAACAAUUCUAUGGGAUCAAACCUAAGAUCCAGUGUGUCCAUCCUUCAAAGAAUGCUGAAGCCCAGAUUUUGGGGCAGAUCGAGAUUUGUUUCGACGCUGACUUCAACCUGCUGGACUGCGAGAAACGGCUUACAAUGGACGCUAUUUCAGAGGGAGGUUGGGACCAUGACGCGGACAUCAACAGAGCAUCUGGAUUCAUGGUGUGUGACCAUGACAUGCCAGUUUUCUACCCACCACUUCCAUGACAUUCAUGCAUGCACAAACUGAAGUGUAACAACACACUAAUCUAAAAAAAAAAAAAAAUGAGCAAUACAAUGAGCAACUUAACUUUUGUUUACAAAUACAGUCUAAUUUAGUUUGCACACACAUUUAGGGAUCAUUCAUUUUAUUUUUCAGGCUUCACAAUGAACAUUAUACCUCUAUUGAUGAUGUGUAAAAAUGAUUCAGUGCAGUUUGUUUUUGUGCUAUAUUUGUUUUUACUGUGUGCCAAAUGUUUUUAGUUUGUUUGUUUAUAGGUUUUAUUGGCGUUAAAGUUAGUUCACAAAUGCCUCUUUGAAAUGACAAUGAAAUAAAUCCAACACAACAAUUGAUAAUCAUCAAUACUGCUGAACCAGUUUGCACACAAUACUAACCAACAUGCUUAUUUUUAAGGUUUUUGGACAAAAAUUUGUUAUAUUUUGAAAACCCUAAAUGUCUUUCUUUGCAACAUCUGUAUAUUUUAUGCAUUAUGAACAUAAGUGACAGUUAUCAUUGACUAUCUUUGGAUCUUUGCCAAGUACAUGCACUUGAGUUAAAUUUUUCCUGGUUAGGUCUGUGCCUCUGUGGUGCACGGUAAGAACUGGACAGCUUCAGUUCUUUCUGCGCUGUUGAUUUUUUAGAAAUGAGCGAUUCUAGGAAUGUGGAAAACUCAAGAAAAGCACAUUGCACAAGAUGUCACACAAUCUCUUUGCAAAUCGUUGCUGCUCUGAGGCCUGCAUAAUGGCACAUUUCUCUCUCUACUGGUUGGCUGUGGCUUUUUCUAUGAAAAGAUUAAUCAAUUCAGUUUAAAAGUAAAUGAUUGUUGCAAUAUCUGCAGUCGACGAUGCUGUGAUGUAAAAUUACUGAAAUGAACAGCUGAACGCUGUAAUUUGUAAUGUCAAUAAAAUAUCUUGAAA
Messenger RNA from Melanotaenia boesemani (Boeseman's rainbowfish), 1841 nucleotides. It is a transcript of the gene rnaset2, whose product is annotated as ribonuclease T2. The transcript is spliced from 10 exons. Gene Ontology annotation, cellular component: extracellular region. The record is from RefSeq and is a predicted model, not a curated record. Gene Ontology annotation, biological process: RNA catabolic process. The coding region runs from base 204 to 932 and encodes 242 amino acids. Gene Ontology annotation, molecular function: ribonuclease T2 activity; RNA binding. NCBI's taxonomy places the organism in Eukaryota, Metazoa, Chordata, Actinopteri, Atheriniformes, Melanotaeniidae.